AUGGUGAUAUGCACUCAGAAUGUGCACUCUGGCGAGCUACUAGACUCUUAUUAUGGAGCAAAAGUACCACCAUCUUCGGUGUGCAAGUCAUGUGAAUUUAUAGUGCCCCAGGAGAGCACAAGUCUCCGGACCCAAUCGGGAGAUCAAAUUUACAUCAGUACGCAGCAUCCAUCAUCACAGCCCAGAUAUGCAGCCCUACGCCAAACGAUAAUGCGAGUUUUUACAAUUGAAUCGAAUCAUGAUAUGAAUAAGCCUUUAAGCUUCGGCGAUUCCAAAAACGGAUAUUCUGUGAGUUUGGGCUUCAAGCUUAUAGAUGAUACCGCUAGGGGGUCGGAAAGACGAUAUUCCCUUAUUUUUACCUGCGACAGCGAACAGAAGCUUUAUGAGAACUACUCUGUCAUUCUUGAUCAGCUGAUUGCCAUGGUCAAAUAUAUCACAACAAGAUCGAUGCACAUCAUAGGAAACCGUCGCAAAAACGAGAAUAAUAACGAGACGUACCUGCGCAGGGGGUCUCGGAUGCCCAAAAUCAAAAGCAUCAUCGAAUUGUUGCAGGAUGACAACUUCUUUGUAAAAUUACAUCUGUGGGCCUCGUCAUUACUUGACCAAUUAUAA
Messenger RNA from Ogataea angusta, 612 nucleotides. RefSeq lists its product as uncharacterized. Gene Ontology annotation, biological process: positive regulation of TORC1 signaling; positive regulation of GTPase activity. The record is from RefSeq and is a predicted model, not a curated record. Bases 1 to 612 code for a protein of 203 amino acids. Gene Ontology annotation, cellular component: cytosol. Gene Ontology annotation, molecular function: GTPase activator activity. The transcript has a single exon. NCBI's taxonomy places the organism in Eukaryota, Fungi, Ascomycota, Pichiomycetes, Pichiales, Pichiaceae.